AUGGACCGCAUGGGCACUCGGGCCGGCGAACCACAGCUCCUACCUCCGGCCGCGCUACCGACGUACACGGGUUACGACGACCCGAAAUCAGUGGCUGACUUCCUAGAGGAAAUGGACAGGUAUGUCAGAGCGACCGGUGCCUCGGAAGCGCACGUGAUGGCUCGAAUCCUGCCGUUGGCCUUACGGGAUGCCGCAGGACGGUGGUGGAGGCUACAAACGCCUUUCACCACUUGGGCAGAAAUUGAACAACGCUUCCGAGAGGAAUUUCUGCCCCCUGGGUACGAGCUGCGAGUCCAGCGUGAGCUCGAACUAAGAACCCAGCAUCCGGACGAAAGUUUGCUCGAGUACGUCCGGACGAUGCAGGAACUGCAUCGCCGAGCAGCACCGACUGCCUCGGAAAGGGACCAAGUAGCUCGGGUCAUUCGACAGAGUCAUCUCAGAUUCAGGCCAUUUCUUUAUGGGCGCACAUUCGAAACCCUUGAGCACCUCGCACGGGAGGCAAGCGGUGUACAAGACGCCCUGUUAACUGACAGCACUUACGUGCCACCGCCAGCGCCGCAAUCUGCUCUUGAGCCGUCACUGGCUUGGCGCGCCCCCGUAGCCAGUCCCUCAUGCGACCUCACGAGCCCAGGCACAUUCACGGCUAUCUCCUCCCGCGCCCUGGACCCCUUCGCACAUGAACAGACGCCAGCGAUUACGGACUUGGCGCAGUACUUCUACAGGAAUGCGCAGGUGCUUUGA
Messenger RNA from Rhipicephalus sanguineus (brown dog tick), 741 nucleotides. RefSeq lists its product as uncharacterized. The record is from RefSeq and is a predicted model, not a curated record. The transcript is spliced from 2 exons. The coding region runs from base 1 to 741 and encodes 246 amino acids. Lineage: Eukaryota; Metazoa; Arthropoda; Arachnida; Ixodida; Ixodidae.